This is a messenger RNA of Aspergillus ibericus CBS 121593, 1044 nucleotides long. RefSeq lists its product as uncharacterized. The transcript has 2 exons. The coding region runs from base 1 to 1044 and encodes 347 amino acids. Lineage: Eukaryota; Fungi; Ascomycota; Eurotiomycetes; Eurotiales; Aspergillaceae. The record is from RefSeq and is a predicted model, not a curated record.
AUGCCCUAUCUGCUCCUCGUUGCGCUUCUUCCCCGCCUCAUUGCUGCUGGCUCAGUAGUCCAGGAGCAGCCAAUUCUGGUCCGUCGAAACAGUUAUCCCAUCACCCCCGACCUGAAUGAGUCGCUCCUUGCCAUCCAGAUCGGAGGCAUUGUCGGCGCAUACGUGAUCUUCGUUGCUCUUCUUCUCUCACUGCUCCUCUUCGUGGGCCGCCGUCUGCGACGAGCCGUCCUCUCCUCCAACUUCUCUCUCCAGGUCGAGAUGAUGAAGCCAGUGAAACCACCGCCCAGUACGGACCCCAGUCCGGUCACCCCCAUCUCCGUCAACCUGCCCAGUCCGGGCCCGAGAAGCUUCAGCCGGUCCUGGAGCAGCCUCGGCAGGGCUCCCCGCUCCCACGUCUCAGGGACCACCAGCGUUGCCACGAUUGACGAGACGGUGGUGGCAUCCGACCGCCAGCGGGCCCAAGAGGACCUCGAGAUGCUGUACGCCGCGGUCAUGGAGCAUGAUGCACAGAAAGAAGCUGCCGCCGCCGCAACUGCCCGGGGCGCCAACAAGGACUCCGAGGAAGACGAAACAGCCGAGAACGAGAUCCCCUCGCCCGACAGCAUCCCCACGAACCCCUUCACGGACCGGGCAUCUCACGUCUCUUCGGGCCCCGGCUCACCUGCCAACAACACUCCCCUGAGUCCCCGAGCCAGCUCGCGCCUAUCCCGCAUCUCAUCUCUAUCGCUGUUCAACCUCAACAACGGCCAACAACACGGCCGGAGUCCUUCCUCCUCUCUCCCUUUCCGGGACGCUUAUCCUCUCCAAAGCGCCCCAGCCACGAAACUUACCGUGCUCGAGCGGCCCCUGAAACCACUCAAUGGGCCCCGGACAGGCAUCCCCACGCCAUAUAGUCCUUAUAUGCCGUUUACCCCGGUGACGCCAUUGACGCCCAGCACGAUGAUCACGAAGCGUCAGAGACGGCGAGCAGAGAAAGAAAGUGGACUGAAAGUACUGAACGAGGAUGAUUUGGUGCGGGAUGAUGGGGAUAUGUGGGGGUAUUGA